Messenger RNA from Rhizoctonia solani, 3294 nucleotides. RefSeq lists its product as uncharacterized. The record is from RefSeq and is a predicted model, not a curated record. Lineage: Eukaryota; Fungi; Basidiomycota; Agaricomycetes; Cantharellales; Ceratobasidiaceae. Bases 1 to 3294 code for a protein of 1097 amino acids. The transcript is spliced from 12 exons.
AUGCAUGUUUCAAUGUUUGCUCCUCGUCCCAGCCAACUACUAUUACUUUCGUUUACAACCAUGCGGACCGCGGAGGAUAGUAUGAAAAAGUCAACCUCAUACAUAGAGAACACUCGCAGCCCCGAUACAUAUGUGUUUUCAUCACCAGCACGCGAUGUUGGAUGGUCUCCCAGCGCAGCGAGCACUCCGUUUAGUACAGCGUUCUAUAACAACAAUCCGAGCACGGACUUUAUGAGCUACGUAAUAGAGUCGAGAGUGUCACCUGUCCGACGAAACCAUCACCUUUCGCGACCAAACACUGAGCCAAGUCCAUCAUCUACUCUUGCGCCUCUCUUAUAUCAACGGGAGGUAAACGAGCCGGGAAUCAGCUUGGUAGAUCCUGAGUCUUACAGCCUAUCCAAAGGAAUACACUCGUCUCAGGCUCCACCGCCGUCGACUCCAGAGCCUGUUGGGAAGUUGUUCCAUAAUACGAGUGUUCAGACUGAUCCUAGCAUAUCGAUUGAUCAUGAGUCAGAAGUCUACGAAACACAUCUCCCACUGAUGUGCUCUUCUUCGCCUAUCUCACCACCUUGUCAUAGGAUCAACGGCUCCCCGAUUAAGCCCAAGUGUAUCUCUAUGUUUCCGCCUCCAGCAAGCCCUCCUCCGUUCUCUUUUUAUCCUUCAAGUCCUGCGCAUACAUAUACUGACUUGGGGUCCGAGCGCGUCGCUGAUCCAAUCAAACCACUUACCAAGCGAGCCCUUCGAACUGGAUUAUUACCAUCGCUUUCUCAUUGCUAUCCAUCUGCCGAGCCUUUGGAUGAUGACCCUUUUCUCGUCCCCGUGCCCAAAUUAACAGGUGGUCGACCAUUAGGUGGAGUCACAAGGGAUUUCAAGUCAGGAUCGCUCGAUCCUCGCGAACUUCUUAGGCAUGUUCCCAGCUUCGAAACUGGCCAUGCGAGCGAAGAACAUACUAUUGAUGCAGGAGAUGCCUAUAAUUCAUCCAAGCGUGUUCAUGUUCCAAGGAAACGCGUGGGUGCUCCUGGCCGCACUGCUAUAACUAAAAGGAUUGCACCUGGAUCAACGGCCGAGGAGCGUAUAAGUCAGGCAUUCAGUGUUACGUCCAACCCAACGACUCCACUUGUAUCGCCGCCCCAGUUUUUCUCGCCCCAGUUUAUCGAGACAGAAGUCGAUCAAGCAUCAAGCCGCAGAAACCUAUCAACUCCAUCGAUAUCGACAGCGGAAAAUCACCCCAUUAGCAUGAUCAGCUACACAAACCCAAGUACAACAGCUCGGACCUUUUUCCCGGCCCCACGCUUAACCUCGUCAUUCGACACACCCUCUACGGCGAGCAUUCUACCGACUCCGGCUCAUACCACCCUAUUUCCUUCACCAGACAUUAUUGAUUCGCCAACUAUUAUGCAUUCGAUUCAUGGCCAAGGUAGAGCGACACGGAGUCGGUUGGCGUCGAGAUACGAUAUGCCAUCUCCAAUGAUCAAGUACGAUUCGAUUGGGGAUAAAGAUUUGCCCGAAUUUAGUUAUGCCCACCAAGUCGACCAACAAAACCAAGAAGAAGUUCCCUAUGCUGAAAGUUGGGACGAUGACCAAGACGACAUCCAAGAUGGGGAAGAAGCAUCUGAUUUUGGAGGUGCUGGUCUCCAAGAAAAAAUUGGACUGCUACGAGCUGUCAACCCGAGCUCAUUAACGAUCCCAUCCUUUCCCGUCCCUUCUUCGUCGGAUGGGAAUGAGGAGGCUGAGUCCUUGUCUCCAGGCUCACUUGUAGGCCAAGGUCAGCCAGUGGCGAGUGGCGAGCAUCCAAACGGCACGAAUUCCAGAUCCAAACGCGUUCAUGAAGAGAAUAGCCGUGAUGAAACGGCUUCAAAGAGACUCAAGAUGCCAGGCAAAGACAAGGAGGCGACUAACAGGAAAGUAGGUUCGAUUGACAAUUUCCGCAACGAUUUUGGAUCCGGAAGGGCUACAAGAUCACAGUCCCGUGCUGUUGCUGCCCCUCUCUCUCGCAUCGUCAGACCGAACGAGGUACUAAGAGCCAACAUCAUGGUCCCCAGACGCACUAGCUCUCGCAUAAGAGGUGGAUCAAAACCGGCUGAAGAAUCUCUCCCCGAGUCGUUUAAAUGGCCCAGCCAAGAAAAUAGCAGGAACAAGCAUAACGUCCAUGGGCAAGCUCCAAAUCAAGCAGCCAAUGUUCUAUCAGAGGGGGCAAUGGAUACAAAUUGGAGCAAUGGCGCUCUUCAUAUCCCUCUAGGAGCUACCAUGGCGAAAAGGAGGUCUCGUAAAAGUCAACCCCACGAGGCUGGAAAGGAAGGAGAGUCUGAGGAGGAUCAUCACGUGUCUACGAAACACCAAGUCCCUGCCGAUUUACUCCCACGACCCAAUAAAAUGUUAGUUUAUCGCCCAGACGGCGAAUUUAUACGUCGGAAUUUCCCAGAAAGUCUCCCAAUUCACGAAGGGUAUCCAAAAUGGUAUCGUCGAUUCCCCGUAUCCGCGUACUUUGCAGAGGGGGACUCGGUCAGAAAGUUCGUAUUGGGUGACCGGGCGGUGUCCGGUAGGGCUGCGAUGCCUAGUAUGCCUGGUUUGGUUCCCAACUCGGCAGCGCAUUUCAAUCUCUAUAAUCCCCGGUUCGUGCGUGGCUCGGGCAAUGGAAAGUUGGGUGUUUGUCCGAUAUGUGUGGAGCCUGUUUGGCGUGGGGGAGCAGGCAAGGUUGUCUUACUCAACACCAAGAUAUCUCAAUACAACUAUCAUAUGCAGAAUUUUCAUGGGCUUUCACCAAAGACAGGAUUCCCAUUCUCACCGCCUAUUGCCUUUCGACAACAGUCUCAUCGACCGUCCAAGUCCAAAGCUCGUGAAAAGGAAGUGAUUGAAGAAGGCCAGUGUCAUGUAUGCAGCAAGUGGGUUCCUAUCGAAAGUUUCUUGGCAAAGGAUAUCAAGGCAACAUUUAAAUUCAAGGUUCCCGAGAUGUUUUGGUGGAAACACGCCGCAUCAUGUCACGGAACAAGCCAACUUGCUGGUGAUGAGGACCCAUAUAUCGAAGAUAGUGUGUACCUUAGGUUGCGAGAGUACGAAUCACUCUCCAAAAACGAGGGAUCGAUAAAGGAAAUAUGCUCUGAGCGCCAAGAACUUAAAUCAAAGUCGGAGUGCGAGGUUGAAGAGAUCAGCAGACCGUCAAAUUCUCGAACCACUCCGAUGGAAGGGGCAAAGGAUAUAACUGAGGGUGUGGAAGAUCAAGAAUACUCGACGGAUUCAGAUUCUAAUCUCACAGACUUGAGCGCGGAGGAUGAUAUUGAACUUUCAGAUUACUAG